AUGCCGGCGGACGACACGGUGUUCGGGACCAACGAAAGAUGGCGCAUCAACAGGAACAUAUUUGUGCUCGGUUUCGCGUUCAUGGUGCACUUUACCGCGUUCCACGGCGCUGCCAACCUCCAGAGCUCCGUCAACAGCGAGGCCGGCGCCGGCACCUUCACGCUAGCCGCCAUCUACUUCUCCCUGAUACUGUCGAACAUCUUCCUGCCGGCGAUAGUUAUAAAAUGGCUAGGCUGCAAGUGGACUGUGGCUUUGUCGUUCAUAGCCUACAUGCCGUUCAUCGCAGCGCAGUUCUAUCCCCGUUUGUACACUCUGGUGCCGGCUGGAAUGAUGGUUGGGUUCGGCGGUGGGCCGCUUUGGUGUGCCAAGUGCACCUACCUCUCCGUGGUCGCAGAGCCGUACGCUAAGCUGUCUGGAGUGAAGGCCGACGUGCUUGUGGUCAGAUUCUUCGGGCUAUUCUUCAUGUUCUAUCAGAUGGCUCAAAUUUGGGGAAAUCUCGUUUCGUCAGCUAUUCUCUCGUCAUCGUUGGGUGAUGCGGACGUGUUCCUGAACCAGACUUUGGUACCUAAGGCCUCGGCGCUGAUCAGCAACUUUACCGCUCCCGAGGUGGACUUUGGUGCAACGUGCGGUGUCAACUUCUGCAGCGGUUCCUCUGCCCACGAAAACGUCAAUCUUGUACCACCUUCGGCGCUGAAGAUUCAGGUCAUAGCGGGGGUAUACCUCACGUGCAUGGCUUCAGCUGUCAUAUUGGUGUUCCUCGGUGUGGAUUCACUGAGCAGGUACAACGCUGGACGUCAGCCGGCGAGCCACGGCAAGUCCGGUCUCCUGUUGCUCGCGGUCACUCUUCGCCAGCUCAGGCACAAGUAUCAGCUGCUGCUCCUGCCCGUGAUCGGGUACAUUGGCGCCGAACAGGCGUUCAUGGCCGCGGAUUUCACCCAGGCUUUCGUGGGUUGCGCAUACGGCAUCAGCAACAUUGGCUUCGUGAUGAUCUGCUUCGGGGUUUUCAACGCUCUCGCUGCCCCAGUAGCGGGCGCCAUCGUGAAGGUCACGGGGCGCUAUCCCGUCAUGGUGACCGCUCUGUUACUGAACCUGUGUUUAAUCACCGCCUUGCUGCUUUGGAGGCCCAGUCCGGACCAAUGGCUGGUGUUUUUCGUGUUAGCCGCCAUAUGGGGUUCCGCUGACGCCGUGUGGCUAGUGCAGGUCAACGCUCUAUCGGGAAUCCUGUUUCCGGGCGACGAAGAGGCCGCCUUCUCCAAUUUCAGACUGUGGGAGUCGACGGGGAGCGUGUUGGCGUACGCCUCCGCCCCAUACCUCUGCGUGAAGACAAGGUUAUUCAUCCUCCUUGGUCUGCUUAUUCUUGGUUUCUCCGGGUACACAAUCAUAGAGGUUAUGGAAUACAAGGUGAAGAGGUCGCAUCAUCGUGAGAGGAACUUCGAGCUCGUCGCUGAGAAACCUGAUCGUGAA
Molecule: messenger RNA, 1464 nt
Organism: Iphiclides podalirius (scarce swallowtail)
Lineage: Eukaryota; Metazoa; Arthropoda; Insecta; Lepidoptera; Papilionidae
Source: the annotation of a GenBank genome assembly